Molecule: messenger RNA, 363 nt
Organism: Trachymyrmex cornetzi
Lineage: Eukaryota; Metazoa; Arthropoda; Insecta; Hymenoptera; Formicidae
Exons: 2
Coding region: 1-363 (120 amino acids)
Source: RefSeq, a predicted model, not a curated record
AUGCCCUUGCCGUGGCCCGAACCUCCACGUUCUCUUCCUUUCCGAGGCGUCGCGGAAUCACGAAGGCGAGAAAGCCUUGCCUCGCGGCAAAGGUGCUGCAAGUGCCCGCGUUGCAGAAAGCAUGCACCAUCGGCGAGGGCGACGACGGGCGUCGUUAUUCGCGCUGAUUUAGUUGAAGGCUGCGGAUUUACGGAUCUACCCUUGCUGCCACGCACUCGCUCUGCGCAAAGGAAUGAAACAGAACAGCGCAGCUGGAUACGCGAACGUACCCGCGUGGGCUGGCCGGAUGGUGCCAACGCGGGUGAACCGCUCGCGACCGCUCGCGGAAUUGAUGUACUGCGACCGGAGAACAAUGCCUUGUGA